GGGAGCGGGGGAGAUCUGUUGUUCCAGCUCUGUAGGGACAGUCCUGUCAGCCUUCCGGGUCCUCCUGCGAGACCGUGGAGAAGCAGUUCAUUUUCCUGUGUGCACUCUCGGCUGUCAGAGACUCACGCUGUGGACUUGGUUACAUGACGCCUGGAAGUUCUGUUUCCAAAGCCCUGUUCUUCCCAAGGAGAAGUCGAGGAGGAGGAAAACCAAGGAGCAGUAAUCCGAUCUCACUGAGGAUGAAAGAACAGAUCAGUUCUCAGAUGACUUACCAAGGUCUGAUUUUGAGUGUGGUCUUUAUCAUGCUCUGCAGGACAGAAGCGGACACAGUAACACAGAAAAACGUGGUGAAGGUGGGUGGCAAUGUGACCUUGAGCUGCCUCCUGAUGGGAUCACAUGAUAUUCUGCAAGUUACAUGGCAGAAGAAAAAUACUGGAGUGAAUGAAAAUUUGGCCACAUACAGUGUAUCUAAAGGAGUAAAUAUUGUUGAAACAUAUCGAGGUCGAUUAAAUUUCACACGCCUGUCACUAAAUGAUACGGCCAUUACCCUCUGGAGAGUUAGAAUCCAGGAUGACGGAUGUUACACAUGCCUCUUUAACACCUUUCCCGCUGGAGCCAUCGUACAAGACACCUGCUUGACUGUCUAUGCGGACACAGUGACACAGAAAAACGUGGUGAAGGUGGGUGGCAAUGUGACCUUGAGCUGCCUCCUGAUGGGAUCACAUGAUAUUCUGCAAGUUACAUGGCAGAAGAAAAAUACUGGAGUGAAUGAAAAUUUGGCCACAUACAGUGUAUCUAAAGGAGUAAAUAUUGUUGAAACAUAUCGAGGUCGAUUAAAUUUCACACGUCUGUCACUAAAUGAUACGGCCAUUACCCUCUGGAGAGUUAGAAUCCAAGAUGACGGAUGUUACACAUGCCUCUUUAAUACCUUUCCCGCCGGAGCCAUUGUACAAGACACCUUCUUGACUGUCUAUGAGCAGCUGAGAGGAUCUCUCCAUUAUGUCGUCUCUGAAGGUAACUUGACAGCCACUUGUUCUGCUAAUGCCUGGCCUCGUCCUGUGAUCUCCUGGAUUGUGCCAAAAGCUGAGAGUGAAAAGACAGAAGAGGUGGUCACGCACCCCAAUGGAACAGUGUCCGUCAUCAGCAAACUCUAUGUCAACAGUUCUACAAGCCUGGCAGGCCAAUUGCUGAUCUGCAGAGUACGGCACAUGGAGGAAGACAGAGAUUACAGUGUGAAAGUGAAAGAGGGCAGGUGGUUUUCAGUUCCUUGGUUGCUGACCUCAGUGGCCCUACUCGUAGUGUUCGUUGUGUUGGUUCUGACUGUGGUGUGCUGGAGAAGACGCAGGAAAAAGCAAAGCGAAUCUAAAGCAUCUUAACCCAUCUACUGGAUCAUUCCUUGGCAAACCUGAUUCAGCAUUAGGAGCAGUGACCUGGCGUGGCCUGAAAGUAACAUCAAUAAAAGGGAAGUGUGAUCCAACCUAGACUCUGUAGCUGGAAGAUAGGAAGUAAAACACUGACACCAGAUUCAGACAUAUAAGGAUACAGACCUAAUGUCAUCUGUCUCAGUCCCACUGGACAGCAACUAUCCACCUGCUUCUUUCCUCCUAUCUAGCUGAUCAGGUUCUUCUUCAGCAGUGAAUGACUGAUGGAUCUGGAUCAUCUGUCCAGGGAAUUCAUUCACAAGACUUGUUGCCUCCCUUCCUUACAUUCCUUCUCUUGCUGUUGAUCUUUAACAUGGCUACAGCCACACUGCAUUUACCUGGCACUACUGGUGAAAGAGCUAUAGGAUUUCAAGACAGGCCGUUAACCAGACAGAGCAGUAGUGGCAAAGCUAAUGAAUAAAAGCUAAUAGCUUAAGGAUUAAAAAAGCCAGAAUAAGUUAUUUUUAAAGGUUGAAAAUGAGGAGAGGAAAGAAGGAGUUAAAAUAAAAUCCAAAAAUAGGAAUACUGACAUUCCUCAUUGCUCCUUUUCCAUUCCAUUUUCACCCAUCAUACCGCUUGUGUUUUCUGAAGUAACAAUUCCAGCUAGUGCCCCAGCUUACUCCCUGCUCGAUUGCCAGAAUGUUUGGACUAGUCCUCACAAUGCCCUCCCUGGACUUUUACGUGACAUUGGACUAGCUCUCUCUACUCUGCAUUUGAUAACUUAUUUAUACAGAAUAACCAAAUGCUUUUGCACAGGGCAGCAAUUAUCCUCCACCUAGAGAUAACAUCCUACUUCUCAAUGUUACAUCAGAUGGCACACUCUGACCUGCCUAAUGGGUGUGCUUGUGUGACUUCAACAGCAUUUAUGUAAAAGUUUGCAUAAAAUAGAUUUACCAUGUGUGAUAAAUGCAGGGGAGAGCCACUCCACCCAUCCAGCCAGUAGCUAUAAAAUCCCUCUUAGUAGCUGUUCUCUAAUUGCUUUACCUGUAAAGGGUUAAAAAGUCUCACUGCAUGCAUAGGUAAAAAGAAGUGAGUGAGCACCUGGCCAAAAGAGCCAAUGAGAAGGCUAGAACUUUUUAAAAUUGAAAAA
This is a messenger RNA of Terrapene triunguis (Three-toed box turtle), 2511 nucleotides long. Its product is annotated as OX-2 membrane glycoprotein-like. The record is from RefSeq and is a predicted model, not a curated record. The transcript is spliced from 7 exons. Gene Ontology annotation, molecular function: cell-cell adhesion mediator activity. NCBI's taxonomy places the organism in Eukaryota, Metazoa, Chordata, Testudines, Emydidae. The coding region runs from base 144 to 1376 and encodes 410 amino acids.